This is a messenger RNA of Daldinia vernicosa, 2162 nucleotides long. RefSeq names its product DUF455 domain protein. Bases 671 to 1798 code for a protein of 375 amino acids. The record is from RefSeq and is a predicted model, not a curated record. Lineage: Eukaryota; Fungi; Ascomycota; Sordariomycetes; Xylariales; Hypoxylaceae. Gene Ontology annotation, cellular component: U2-type spliceosomal complex; post-mRNA release spliceosomal complex. The transcript has a single exon. Gene Ontology annotation, biological process: mRNA splicing, via spliceosome.
UAAUUCUACGACCAAUCGGCGCGAAUUCGCGGUUAGGAGACGGGGUGGGCUAUAAAGUCACCCCAUGACUAGUAGACUACUAGUCUUACGACAAUGGUUUAAAUAUCCUAGCAUUUAUCUACCUAGGGAGGGGCUCGUCUCUAGUUCGUCUCCAUGCAAGAAUGCUCCAGAUCGGUUUCUUAUUUAGUUGUUGACAAUAUGGAGUUUGGAGUCUGGUGUUGGUGAUGAAAUGGAUAUCUAAAGACUGAAGCGUUUAGGUAUAUCCUUAUGUUUAACACUUCCAUAACUUCGCUCAACUAGCUAUGCUUUUUCGAGUCUAUAAUACCAUAUAAAUUCAUCUCUUAUACACAUGCUCGUCCCCGCGGUUUAAGAUACUUGAACCAAUAUUAUUUCUAUAACUGCAUAUAUUACGUUACAAGCCUAUUAGUAUUAUAUGCUAGUAAAGAAUACGUUAAUCUUAUCUACCUGUCAAUAAGCAUCUAACCUAGUUCCUAGUUAGUGUAUUCUAUCUUAUCGAACCCCAUUAAAGCAACCCACCGCAACCUGUUCAUCCCUUCAUCCCACAUACACCGGCCGAAUUGGCCCUCAACACCACAAAAACAAAAACAACCCAGCAAAAAGCGAACUCCUAUCCCAGCUCACCGAUCGGACCUCCGCCCCCGCCGUCACGAUGCAGGGCUUCAACAUGGGGCGGUACGUGCCUCCCGACGUCGAAGGGACCACGACCGGCAACAAGCUGCACAAGAAGCGCCCCCCAGGAUUCUCCGGCGGACAGCAGACGGUGCGCUUCGAGAUGCCCUUCGCGAUAUGGUGCGCGCACUGCCCCCAACCCACCCUCAUCGCCCAAGGCGUGCGCUUCAACGCCGCCAAGCGCAAAGUCGGAUCCUACCACAGCACCCCCAUCUUCGCCUUCCGCAUCACGCACACCGCCUGCAGCGGCGCCAUCGAGAUCCGCACCGACCCCCAACACACAACGUACACCGUGACCGAGGGCGCGCGCCGGCGGGACACGGGGUCGCCCGAUCCCUUAUCGUUAUCCUCCGGGCCCAUCCUAACGGACAAGGAGCGCGAGAGCCUGCGCGCGAACGCGUUUGCGAAGCUGGAGAAGACGAUCGCGGACCGCAAGGUCCUGGAAGACGCCAAGGAGCGCAUCGACGAGCUGGAGAUGGAGAGCGCGCGCCGUUGGGAGGACCCGUACGAGCAGAAUCGGCGGUUGCGCGCCGCGUUCCGGGUUGGGCGGAAGGAGCGCGAGCGGGAUGCCGCGACGGCGGAGAAUUUGCGCGAGAGGAUGAGCUUAGGGAUCGAGCUGCUGGCCGCGAGCGACGAGGACGCGAGGAGGGCUGCGCUGGUGGAUUUUGGGCCGUCGUCGUCGGAUGCCGCGGGCGCCGAGAUGGGGCGCAAAGCGCUUGCGAAACCGUUGUUCCCGACGAGUUCGGGGAGUGGCAGUAGCGCGGAUGCGAAGGAUGAUAAGAGGAAGAAAACGAAAAGCAACAAGUUGAAAUCCGAAGUGGCUGCUGCUCAGAUGAGGGAUAGCUUGGUAUCCGAGAUCGUUGGCAACACGCGGGUGGCUCAGGACCCGUUCUUGUCGCUGGAUCGUAGCAAUGGGGAUAAUAAUAAAGGUUCCUCCAGGAUUGCUGGGAUUAAGAGAAAGAGGCGAGAGCCGGAGCCGGAGCCGGAGCCGGAGUCUGAAGACCAUGAUGAGCCUAGAUCGUCAGAAAAGAGAGGGACGGCUGAUACGGAACGAGAAGGGAAAGGCGCGGUAUCAUUAACGUCGUUAGUCGAGUACGAUUCGGAUUAAGAUAUCACUACACUAGAAUGGCGUCUUGGGGGAAAUGGGGUGUCUGGUUUUGGUCAUUAAAGGGAUACCCGGGUUAGGUCAUGGGAUAUAGCAUAUUAGGGGAGUCACGGAGGUAUAAAGCAAGAUGAGACUAAGCGCAUAGCACGGGUUUAGUCGUGUUGAUUGAAAUUUAUCAUUGAUACCCUUGUUCUAUAAUGAUCAUGAAAGCAAUCAAGAGUGUCCACCUCCAACGAUUUGGUGCGAAAAUAGCAAGCUGAUCAAGAACAGUAUCGGAGGAGGUCCAGUGAAAUAUCAAUGCUAGCUAUUGAGAACGAUUGCAAUUCCAGCAGUCGGCUCAAUUCCGUAUGCAAAUUACGCGUAAAAA